Messenger RNA from Gigantopelta aegis, 4154 nucleotides. RefSeq names its product minor histocompatibility antigen H13-like. The transcript has 11 exons. Gene Ontology annotation, biological process: membrane protein proteolysis. NCBI's taxonomy places the organism in Eukaryota, Metazoa, Mollusca, Gastropoda, Neomphalida, Peltospiridae. The record is from RefSeq and is a predicted model, not a curated record. Gene Ontology annotation, molecular function: aspartic endopeptidase activity, intramembrane cleaving. The coding region runs from base 5 to 1120 and encodes 371 amino acids. Gene Ontology annotation, cellular component: membrane; cytoplasmic side of endoplasmic reticulum membrane; lumenal side of endoplasmic reticulum membrane.
CAAGAUGGCAGAAAGUGUGACUGAGCAACCUGUUCUCAAUGCAACUUUAAAUGAGACUGCUGGUAAUGGAACCGGUAAAAUACCCGCCACACCGGAGGGUAUGGCCGUUGCAUAUACCAGUUUAUUUAUUAUGGCAGUUUUUCCCAUUUUCAUCGGUUCUCUGCGUUCUGUGAAAUACCAUAAGGAGCAAAAGGAGUCUGGAGAAAAACCAGAAACUAUGUCGUCAAAAGAUGCAGCUAUGUUUCCCAUUAUAGCUAGCUGUACACUGUUUGGAAUCUAUUUGGUAUUUCAGAUAUUUUCCAAGGAGUACAUCAACCUGUUGUUAACAUUUUACUUCUUCGUAUUGGGUGUCCUUGCUUUGGCACAUAUAGGAGGACCAUUUGUGACCAAAUUGCUGCCGGCAUCAUUUCCAAAUAUGGAUUAUCAUCUGAUAUUCACUCAAGGAAAGGCAGAAAAGAAAGAAGAAAUAAUGAAUUACGAAUUUGACCGCAAAGACCUUUCUUGUUUGUUGGUUUGCACUGCCAUUGGUGUUUGGUACCUGGUUAAGAAGCACUGGAUAGCAAACAACUUGUUUGGGCUUGCCUUUGCCGUCAAUGGAGUUGAACUGCUGUCCCUCAACCGCAUCAGCACCGGCUGUAUCUUGUUGGGAGGUCUGUUCGUCUAUGACAUAUUCUGGGUAUUUGGUACCAACGUAAUGGUAACUGUUGCUAAGUCAUUUGAGGCACCCAUCAAAUUGGUGUUUCCUCAAGACAUUCUGGAGAAAGGACUAGCUGCAAACAACUUCGCAAUGUUGGGUCUAGGUGACAUAGUUAUACCUGGAAUAUUUAUAGCCCUGCUUCUGAGAUUUGAUGUGAGUCUGAAGAAAGACAGUAAAGUGUACUUCUAUGCUGGUUUUGCAGCUUACUGUCUUGGAUUGCUAACCACCAUAUUUGUAAUGCAUUUCUUCAAGCAUGCACAGCCUGCUCUGUUGUAUCUGGUGCCAGCGUGUCUAGGCGUGCCAAUACUUGUAGCACUGAUCAGAGGAGAAAUUAAAGAGUUGUUUGGCUAUGAAGAUCACUCUGAAAAGGAUGAAAAUGAUCCUAAAAGUGAAGAACAGAAAGUGGACAAGAAGGACAAAUGAUGAUGUGUCAAUUGAGUGAAGAUUUAAUCAAACAGAUUGUUUGCCCUCUUUUUGCUGGUCUUCAGCCUGGUUUAUCAAAAGUUUGGAUGCUAGUAUGAUCUGUGGUGCACAUUUGAGGAUGUUAUGGUACAGUGUUAGGCAAAUGUAGGUGUAUUUUUGAAGACUCAUUGAUAUAAUAUAAAAAAUAAAGGUAAAAUUGUCAGUCUCGUUUGUUAAGGUAUAUUUGUUCGUGUUGUAUAAACUGGGAGCUUUAUUUUUCCAAAUCAUCCUACCGGUUACUAAUAUUAUUACUUAUAUGUAACAGGAUUUGGUUUUCUUUACAUCGUGCAAGUUUGUUUUUCUUUUUUUCUUUUUCUUUUUUUUCCCCCACCAAUUUUCAUUCAAAUAAAGCAUGGAAAAAAAUAAUUUAGCCAUGCAAGUUUUACCUGUAUCAAGGCAGACAUAUGCAUCCAUUUGUUAUGGAACUAAUACAUAAGUUCUACAGAAUUAGUUUCUGUCGUUGUCUUUUAUUUACAAUUCCUUUUAGUAAAUAUUUUUAUAUGAUUUGGUUUUCAUAAAAUUAUAUUAAUAUUUUGUGAGAUUUAUUUUUAGCACAUUUGUAAUUUCUUUUUUUUAUGCAGGGUGUUUUUGAAUUGGUAUUUCUUUAUUGUUAAUGCUGUAACAUGCUAUAUUACCUCUUACAAUGUCUUUGUAUUGUGAAUGCAAAUUUAUUUGACCUGUAAAUGAUUAUUAUUGGUGUUGGGAUAAUAUGUCAAUCGUAAGUAAGUCUGAACAGUGUUUGAGGAACAGUUUGCCCAUACCCUCAUGGUGUGAGUGUGAGUUAAAUGUAAGAUUAUUUGGUUCUUUUUUAUGCAAAUAUUGUUGACUUCUAAUAUCAGUAGUGAGUAUAUAUUUUUAAAUAUUUCUCAUUAUUAAAACAAUCAUGGUACCAUGCCACAGUAUAUUUAAAUUCUGGAAAACCAAAAUACUUGCUCCUGUUUCAUAUGAGGAGUCUAUUUAUUGUACUCUAAAUUGUAUAUUAUGGUGAAUCAUAUAGUAUUAUCUUUGUAGUUCCUAAUUUGAAAUCAUACAUCAAAGCUUGUGUUGAUGGUGAAAUUACUCUUGUGCAAUUGUGCUGAUGGUGAAAUUACAUGCUUAUUGCACAAGUUGUUUAAGAUUUUCUUUCCAGACAUCUUUUGGAUUCAUUGUCCUGAAAGCUCGCUCUUUAAAUUAUUUUUAGGUAUGUAAGUGGUGUGAAUGUAACAUUAUCUUUCUUUCUUUCAAAAAUUGGUGUGUAUUCAUGUUAUAUUAUGAUUACUGUAGAUCCUGAAAUUAAUGUUAGUGAUGGUAGUCAAACUAAAAUGUGACAUAAUUGUAAAAUGAGUGGCCUCCCUUGGAAAUAUUACUUUUGUGUAGCCUUCAGUUAAAUCUGAGGUGCAGGCAUCUUCGAUGAGAUCAAGUAACUAACGAAAAUAUAACAUACAUGUAUAUAUGUUGGUGUAACAGAAAAAUCAACCUCCACUGAGUGGAUUCGAACCACAGACUCUCAAUACAAGAGUUCAGCGCUCUACCAACAGAGCUAAUAGGGAAAUUCCCACAAGCUACUGUUAGUAGUAGCACUUUAUGCCAACAUUACUACAUAGGCGCUACACAUCAAUUAACAUGCUACACUAACAAAGUUGCAGACAAAUUGAACAAUGAAAACAAAGAAACUGACAACAUGGGAUUUAGUAUGCCUAAAAGUAUUCACACAUGGUGUAUCGUGUUGGCAGAGUGGCCAAAGAUUGCAGCAGACACAUGGCUGGCGAUGUGAUAGCCUAUUGGGUACUUAGACUGUCUUGUAAAUGGUUCAUUGUUUUCCAGUUGUGUUCUAUAAAUAACAUUAGUAUUUGAUUUUUUUUUUAAUGACAUAUGACGCAUUACCAUAGACAAAACUUGAAAUAAUGUGAAUAAUAUGGACUCGGGAUUAAUAUUACGAUUGCAUUAAUUUCAGGUACUACAGUAUUUUCAGUUACCAGCAUAAUGUAAUUGUAAAAAGUGUCCAUACUUAUAAACUGACAUGACAUUUUGUCCAGUGUUUAUUUUAAGAGCAUAAAAUGUUUCGCUGGAGUAAAGUUUACCAUAAUGGGUACUUGUUUAACAUUCUCCUUUAGCUUGUUUGUUUAUAAUGUGUGUAGUAAUGACAAAAGCUUUCUGAUGUCUUUACUGUUUGUAAGAACAUGCUUCUGAUUAUUAUAUCCAUUUUUUUAAAUCAUAUUUUUUUUUUUACAAGACAACAUAUUUCAAGAGUUUUUGUUUUAUCUUUUGUUAUGAAAAUAAUGUACAUUUUAUUCUUCUGACCGCAAUGGUAUCAUCUUUUUACUUUUGGAGCUAUUAACAAUUAUCAACAUUUUUAGGAGCAUACAAAUUUUAUACUAGGGGUAAGGAUACCAGCAUACACUUUUAAGACAAAUAAAAAUAUUUCUUACACAAAUUAUAAAUUUGUUUACAUACUCUUUUAGCAGGAGCAGAGUAGUUAUAAAAAAAAAAGAGAAGAAAAAAAAGUAUGGUUUGUAUAUUCCUAAAAUGUUGAUAAUUGUGAUGGGCUCCAUAGUUAUGUUACAUUUUGUAUUUAGUUUUAAGUUUUAAAAAAGUGCAAGGUCAGGAAAACUUUAUACCAACAAUCACUUAGAAUACAGAAACAUUAUUGAUGCAUUUGACCUUGUCCACAAACCACACAUCGUUCAGAAUGUAGCAGCAUUAUUUGAAAAAUGAUGUAUAGUUGUUGUUUUUGUUGUUCAUUUAAAUGGAAAUUGUCAGUGAGUUACUGACUACAUUAGCAUUCACUGUUUAUCGUCAUCUCUUGUUUUGUAUAUUUGGUGUGAAGUGGUAUUAUUCUGUGCCUGUUUUCUCUCUCUAGUUUUGCAUUUGGAAAGAAACUCUUGUCCGACAGACAUCAUUGUUGAAUGUGACUGUGUGUGAUGGUAAACUGAGGGCGUGCAUCUCAAGCUGUGCUAUUUAUUAACAGACAUCAGAUGGUGCUUGCAAAUGUGAAUAAACCAUUUUUGAAGCAGAA